Messenger RNA from Suillus discolor, 2532 nucleotides. Its product is annotated as adaptin N terminal region-domain-containing protein. The transcript has 9 exons. The coding region runs from base 1 to 2532 and encodes 843 amino acids. Gene Ontology annotation, biological process: vesicle-mediated transport; intracellular protein transport. Gene Ontology annotation, cellular component: AP-3 adaptor complex; membrane coat. The record is from RefSeq and is a predicted model, not a curated record. Lineage: Eukaryota; Fungi; Basidiomycota; Agaricomycetes; Boletales; Suillaceae.
AUGGAUGGGAUCAACCUCAACGCUCUGAGCGAGAAUGCAACACGCCUUGGGAUGAGGAUUCAAGAGACAAUAGCUGAGCACACCCGGGAUUUGUCGUUAACACGGGGCGGGAGCUCAUUGUUUGACAUGGCGGACGACAAGGCGAAGAAUAUAACAAAGCAGCUCGAAUCAAGCAGCGACCGUGAAAAGCUGGAUGCCAUGAAACGAUUGAUCGCGCUCAUCUCAAAGAACCGGCCAGUCUCCUCAUAUUUCCCUGCUGUAGUCAAGAACGUAGCCAGCCCGAACCUCGAGCUACGCAAGCUGGUGUACAUCUACCUCCUUCGUUGUGCACCAUCUGAACCUGAUCUGGCAUUGCUGUCGAUCAAUACUUUCCAGCGGGAUCUCGCUGACCCCAGCCCUCUCAUACGCGCCAUGGCUCUUCGCGUGCUGAGCGGAAUUCGUGUUCCUACUGUUGCUACCAUCGUACUUAUGGCUGUCCGCAAGUCCGCUGCAGACCCGAGCCCAUACGUUCGCAAGGCAGCUGCGUUGGCCGUGAUCAAGGUAUACAAAGUAGACCAGGCGCACCAUCCAACUCUGCUCGAUAUUAUGACAAUUCUUCUGCGCGAUCGCUCUCCGCUUUCACUUGGGACUGCUGUUCUUGCUCUCGACACCAUUGCGCCAUCUCGCCUCGACCUUCUCCACGUGCAUUUUCGCCGCCUCUGCCGUGCCUUGCCGGACAUUGAUGCAUGGGGCCAGGUCGACGUUCUCCGCGUACUCGUGCGAUACGUGAGGACCAUGUUACCCAAGCCCGUUCCCGCCAGCGAGAGACAAGGUGAAGAGGUUGACAAAGAUUUGAAGUUGCUGCUAGCCUGCGCGGAGCCACUUUUCAUGAACAAGAACCCUGCCGUUGUUCUUGCUGUCGCACGGGCAUUCUACUACCUUGCUCCUUCAUCGAUGCUCUCAAAGAUUAGCGCACCUCUCCUUCGCCUCCUCAGCGUGUCGCGUGAGGUCGAGCGUGUUGCACUGGCUUAUUUACUCGUCGUCGCACGUUCACAUCCAGUUUUAUUCAUUACUUCACACAACCGCUUUCUCGUGCGUGUGGAUGAUGCAGAGCAGGUGAAGCGGAGAAAGAUUUCCGUUCUCUUGGCAUUGUGCACAGUUGACAAUCAUCAGACAUUACUGCGAGAAUUCAUGGACUAUGCUCAAGACACAGAUGACUCUGUUGUGGGAGAUGCGAUUCACGCCAUUGGACGUAUUGCCAGCCUCGUUCCCUCGUCCACGCCUCAAUGCCUCACUGCACUCAUGGGAAUGAUCAACAGCAAGCAAGAUACCAUCGUCUCAAAUGCAGUCCUCGUUCUUAAGUCCCUCGUCCAAAAUCAACUUCUCACACCUUCCUCUACCUCAACCACGACCCUCCCAACUCCUUUCUCGUCGCAGCAAGCUCUCCUUACAUCAUACAUUCCCUCGCUGACGCCAUCAAUCUCCACUUCAUUAUCAGCUGCACCUUUGUCCUUCACGAGCACGGAAUCGACCUCCGUAGCUCAGGCUCCACUCUCCAUUAUUGCCCAGCUGGCUCAGCGCAUUGACGAUAUCCGGCACCCCCACGCGCGAGCUUGCGUGCUAUGGCUCGUCGGUCAAUACGGGUCAGUCACAGGCACGAAAACAACGGUUGAAGGUGUGGCAGACUGGGCGCCAGAUGUACUGCGCAAGGCAGCGAGGAGCUUCAACACUGAGGCUUCCUUAGUCAAGCUUCAGACACUCACUCUUGCCGCGAAACUAAUACUGCUCGCGCCCACGCACCGUACACUGGUCUUACUGGCACAGUAUGUUUUCACAUUAGCUCGGUACGAUGAAGACUGGGACGUGCGUGACCGUGCGAGGAUGUUGAGGACACUUCUUGUUGGUGCAGUUACGGGUAUUAUGGGCAGUAAUGAUGAGGAAGGCAUCGGGGAAAAUUGGAAUAAGGAAGAGCAGGCGGGAAGGCCGGGUGUGGUGUUGAGAAGGGAACAGGUGACCCGAGUGUUAUUUGAGGGAAAGACUGGAACGAUUGAAGAGGAGCUGGUGGCUGACGCUCGUCCACUCGGAACGCUUUCUCUCGUGAUGGAGAGUGAAAGUUUGCAUCUGCACGAUGACGAUGACGAUGAGACUGUGAUAGAUCUCCCCGAGUGGCUGGAACAGGGAAUUGACCCUGCGUUGCGUGAUAGUGAUGACGACGCACCCCAAGUUGCCUUGUCGGUUCAAGCGAUUUCAUCCCAGGCAAUCUCGUCCCAACGUGUGCCCACACCUACAGGUUCAACAGUUGUGCUCACGCCCAUAGGGGGAUCAACACCAAAAGACACCAAGGACUGGAGGGAUUUGAACAAGUUCUAUGCAAGUGAGAGCGAGUCUGAGGAUGAGGAGGAGGAGGAGGAGGAGGAGGAGGAGGAGGAGGAAGUUGAAGUUGAAGAGGGGAGUGGAAUUGGUGAGGAUAGCGGUGAAGACGAGGAGACUUCGGAUGACGAGGAAGAUGAGGAAGAACACGAUCCUAGUUCGAGUCAUGAAAGAACAUCAUAG